GGCGGGACCAGCGCAAGAGCUCCGAAGAGAAAGCCGAGAGUGAAGUCCGACUGUCGGUUCAUUGUUUCCGUGUCCCUCUCACCUCCGCGCCUGUCUCACUGACGGCUGCCCCAAGACAGGUGUUUCCCAGUCCGAGACAACUUCGCGCCGACACACGCAAACAUGGAGAUAGAGAAGGAAGUAAAGAAGAUGACGCUGGGCCACGAGUUUGGCGCCGGAGCAGCCUGUUUGAAAUGCAAGGACAAGUGCGAAGGCUUUGAGCUGCAUUUCUGGAGGAAAAUCUGCCGAAAUUGCAAAUGUGGCCUCACAGAGCACGAUGUGGCGAUGAACUCAGAGGAGAACAAGAAGGUAGGCAAGUUGUUCGAAGACACCAAAUACACUGGCCUCAUCGCCAAGCUGAAGACCGACGGCAUCCCCAGUUACAAGGGAAACAUGGUGACCAUCACUCUGCCCAGCUCGGCCACUGCUUACGCCGUACCACCGAGUUCCUCUUCCUCUGUUGUUCCCCCCUCUGCCCCGGCUGUUCCUGUACGGCCUGCUGGAGCCUCUGCAGCUGCAGCAUCCAUCAGAGGUCAGGCACAGGUUCAGCCUAAACCGGCACCUGCAAGUGUCGCACCAGUCAAGGCAAAUAAAUUGCCGUUCACUGUCAGUGCCACAUCAGCCAAUGUGAUGCCAGUUCCCAAAGAUGUGCCAAUGAAGUCUGUCACCUAUGAGUGGGCACCGCCAGUAGCUAAUAAAUACAUGGCUGUGCGUUACAUCGAGCUGCUUCCACCAGAGAAGCGACCGGUGUUCGGUACAGAGGGAGCGGUUUACCGUCGGCAGCAAAUGGCCCUACAGCUGCCCGAGCAUGACCAGGACCCGUCCAAAUGCCAUGAACUGACUCCUGCCGAGGUCAAGCAAAUGCAACAGUUCGUCCGCAAAUACAAGGAUGAGGCCCUGGGCGUUGGAGAUGUUAUCCUGCCUGAAGAGAUGGCUCUAGUUCAAGCUGGAGGGCAGGGGGGAGCUGGAAGUGUUGGGACUGGAGGUGUCGGGGCUGGAAGUGCACAUGGUGCUGGUGCUGGAGGUGUCGGGGCUGGAGGUGCACAUGGUGCUGGUGCUGGAGGUGUCGGGGCUGUAGGUGCACAUGGUGCUGGUACUGGAGGUGUCGGGGCCGGAGGUGCACAUGGUGCUGGUCCUGGUGCUGGUGAUGGAGGGGCUGGUUUUAGACCGGAAGUUGGGAUUGCUGGAGCUGGCUCAGGGCAAGGGGCUGCAGGCAGGGGUGUCGGGCCUAUUUGUGGGCCUGGAGCUAGUGGUGCUGGAUUUGGAGCUGGUGGUGCUGGAGCUGGUGGUGCUGGAUUUGGAGCUGGUGGUGCUGGAUCUGGUGGUGCUGGAUUUGGAGCUGGUGGUGCUGGUCAACUCUCAGGUACUGGGACUGGACCAUCUGCUGGAGGAGCCUUGGGCACUGCUGCCACCGCUGGAGCCAUGGGCCUCCCUGGAGCACAGCAGGCUGGGGUACCACAGAGGAACUUUUCAUGCCAUCACUGCCAGCUCCCGAUGGGUCUGGGCGAGCCGGCCGUCUACGCCGAGCGGGCUGGUUACGACAAGCUUUGGCACCCAGCAUGCUUUGUGUGUUGUAAGUGCAAUGAACUACUGGUGGACAUGAUUUACUUCUAUAAGAAAGGCAAGCUGUACUGUGGACGCCACUAUGGAGACAGUGAGAAGCCACGCUGUGGAGGAUGUGACGAGCUGAUCUUCAGUAAUGAGUACACUCAGGCUGAGGAACAGAACUGGCAUCUUAAGCACUUCUGCUGUUUCGACUGUGACUGCAUCCUCGCUGGUGAGACGUAUGUGAUGGAGAAUGAAAAGCCUGUCUGCAGGCCCUGCUACAUGAAGAACUAUGCUGUGAAAUGCUCAGCCUGCCAGGCUGCGAUGGAGCCCGAGGCUCAGAGGGUGUCCUACGGCGAGCACCAAUGGCACGCUGCGCCACAGUGCUUCAAGUGCUCCGGCUGUUCCAAGUGCCUGGUCGGCCAACGCUUCAUGGCACAGCAGGGCUUCCUCUUCUGCUCUGUGGAGUGCAAGAAGAAAACCAUGGCUUAGAGGAACCAGGACAGGUUUGACUAAGACCCGAGCAAGAGCAGGGAAAAUCUAACAAUGGCGCCACUGUGCAAGGUCAGAGAUUGUAGUUGUGUUAACAUUAACAUAGACUGCCUAAAACCUCUAAUAUAGAGAUGUACUAUAUUUACAAGGCCAUUUGCAUGGGGGUGGGUUUUUCAUCUAUGAAAGACCACAGUGUUGAUAAAUCAGUCUAAACCAGGAUGACACCUUAACCUAUUCUGUCCACUAUGUUCUUUGCCUUAAAAACCAGCGAUCUCCCUUUUAAUAAGUAUUUUCUUUGUACUGUGUUUUUUAUACUGAUGAGAUUAAUUUUGUAUUGGUUAGAGGUGACAGUCCAGUUAGUUAAUGUUAAACCCGUGUCUGUUCAAUGGCAGCAAUGUUCUACUCCUAAAUCUUUGAUUUAAUCUGCCACAUCUGAUUCCCACCCUCUAUGCAGCGAUAUAUGUUCAGCUCUAUCAGUCAGGUUUGGUGUUGAUUUGCUUCCAGUGCCUUGUUCCGGAUCAAAUUUAAAAGUAAGAAUAAUAAUGGGCAAACUUUAUUCUCUAAUAAUUAUGCAGCAAAUUUCAAGCGCUUUAACUGAAGAAAUAAAUAAAUAAAUUUGGAUAUAAGUGAAAUAACUGGAAGUAAAUGGCCUCAACUCUGACAGCAAUAAAGGCUUAAAGCAGCCACCUGGUUAGAGACCAUCGCAAUGUGUGGUGUGGUAGUAUUUUCUAGGGCCUGAUCGUUUUAUUAAAAUUGGCAAGAUGUAAUUUUCAAACCCUCGUGAAAAAAGAAAUGUAAGUGAGCUUGAAUUUAAAACUUAACAAUAAUAAACGUUAUUCUAAAUAACAAUAAAUAAAAAUAAAACUCUAAAAUACAAUAUAUAGAACUGAUAAAGAAGAGAUUUUUUGAAUAAAUGCACAAAUGUUCAGCAUUUUUUUCACAUGGGCAAACAUGAUUACGGCCACACAGUAAAUUGGUCAGGCUCUAGUAUUUUCAUGUUAUCUCAAGCGAACCAAACAAUGUGAUGGUAUGUGGUGCUCAGGUAUAUGAGAGGUAUUUCUAAUAUCAUUUCCAUUAAUGUAUGUUAAUGUGGCUUACAAAAAUGCACAAAGAUUGUUGCGAUACUCUCAGACGGCAAUCACUUUUAUAUAAUGCAAUUGCAACACCAUGUAGUUUAAUAUACAACAAUACCAUAAAUUGCAUCCUCAUAAAAAGCAGUUUCCCACUGAUCUAAUGCAGUCUUUAGGUGGUCUUCACAAAUAUUCAACUACCGCAUUAUGAUUGCAUUUGAUUGCACUGGUGUUUUCUUUAUGUAUUCUAUAUUUGCUUUCUAAGAUGCUAAAUAUAGAUAUUACAUUAAAAGGAUAGUUCAUCCAUAACUGAAAACUCCCGCAUUAUCUACUCCCCUUGACGUUCACGGUGUUUAAGUCUAAACAAAACGUUAGGAGUCUCAGGUGAAAACAGUGUUGCAGCCAAAUCCAAGUAAAUGCUGACCACUUCUCCACUCGAAAAACUACGUGGUGGUAUCAUCCAAGUGUCUCUAAACCCCGGCAUUUAAAUUUCACGAAACUAGUUAGAUUACAAGCUUAUUACUUUUAGCCAAAUGUCUGCUGAUUUCCUCUUCCAGACGUGUGCAUCACGUUAAAAGGUCACUUGGUUGAUUUUAUAUCAGCACAGUGGUGAGUAGAUAAUGAGGGAAUUUAAACGUUUGGAUGAACUAUUUCUUUAAGCAUAAAUCAAAGGGAUAAACAAAUCAAACAUGGACUAAAGAAAAUAUGUAUUGUCCCCCUGCAAUUACUUAGGAUUUUCCAGACCUGUUUUUGUUCAGGUCUGCUUGUGUCACUGGCCCCACAAUAGAUAUAAACACUGAAAUGCCAGGUGUCACAUAGGAGGAACAGCAGGUUUGACAUGGUUCCCAAAGACUUCAUGAAAUAAGGAAAAACACUGUAACACAUCAAACUUGUUUGCGCCAAGGAUUUUCCCUUUCAUGCAAUAAACUGCACUUUAAAAACUAAA
Messenger RNA from Platichthys flesus (European flounder), 4092 nucleotides. RefSeq names its product testis derived transcript (3 LIM domains) (gene tes). NCBI's taxonomy places the organism in Eukaryota, Metazoa, Chordata, Actinopteri, Pleuronectiformes, Pleuronectidae. The transcript is spliced from 7 exons. The record is from RefSeq and is a predicted model, not a curated record. Gene Ontology annotation, molecular function: zinc ion binding. The coding region runs from base 163 to 2076 and encodes 637 amino acids.